Photinus pyralis (common eastern firefly) is the source of this 1316-nucleotide messenger RNA. RefSeq names its product fatty acid hydroxylase domain-containing protein 2-like. NCBI's taxonomy places the organism in Eukaryota, Metazoa, Arthropoda, Insecta, Coleoptera, Lampyridae. Bases 192 to 1211 code for a protein of 339 amino acids. Gene Ontology annotation, molecular function: C-4 methylsterol oxidase activity; iron ion binding. Gene Ontology annotation, biological process: sterol biosynthetic process. The record is from RefSeq and is a predicted model, not a curated record. The transcript has 6 exons.
UUUUCAAUUCCCACAAUGACGUUAAUUUGGCGUAACUCGCAACGCACUACAUAGAUACAAGGGGUAAAACAACAAAGUUCAGUCGGUGAUGUCAUUUUUAUCGCAGUUAUGAAAUUCCACAAAUGGUAUAUAGUACCUAUCUCCGCAUAUAAAACAUUUACGGAUUGUUAUGGCUUAGUUCACACAAAAUAAUGCCAGCAAUCGAUAAAAGUGAGGAGGAUCAGUUUUUUGAAAUGAAAUCCGUCGACACUCGACGAAAUGCAAUACUAUCAUUACUACUUAACAUCGGCGUCAUUUGCUCCAUUCUAAUAGUAUUCGAGGCCGCAAUACAUAGGAACAGUAUAACAUGGCACUUUCGGCAAAUGUGGGAGGCAUCUACGAACUUUUGGCAAUCCCAAUGGUUUAAAUUUCUAGAUGUCGUUGGUGAAGAUCCCGUAACUCUAUACGGUUACGGGAGUUUAGCGGUGAUGGUCUCUGUUUACGUUGUGGUUGGUGGAAUGUAUACGUUGGUGGACAUUGUGAAUAAACCGUCAUUGGUGAUGAGUUAUAAAGUGCAGCCGGGCAUGAACGAGCCCGUUGAGAAGAAGCGCGUCCUGAAGUUACUAGGUAUGGUGCUAAUAAACCUCAUUCUUACAUUACCAGUCGUUCGCUGUAUGUCUUCCCUGAUUCAAUGGCGAACGUACCCAGCAUUUCGCGAAUUACCUUCUUUUCCUUGGAUGCUCUUUGAGAUGGUUAUUUUUAUUGUCGUCGAAGAAAUAGGAUUCUAUUACACGCAUAGACUGCUCCACCAUAAGAUGAUUUACAAACACAUCCACAAAGUACAUCACGAGUGGACCGCACCAAUAGCGAUAACCUGCAUAUACACCCAUCCGAUUGAACACAUCCUCAAUACAAUACCAAUGUGGUUUGGAGUGUUCAUAAUGGGAUCGCACGUCAUCACCGCGUACCUGUGGGUAGGCGUUGCCUUAAUGUCAACUUUACAUGUGCACAGUGGAUACCAUCUUCCUUUCCUACCGUCACCUGAGUUUCACGAUUAUCACCACUUGAAGUUCACACAAAACUUUGGAGUACUCGGCCUCUUAGAUCGUAUCCACGGUACCGACGUGCAAUUUAGAAGAUCUCAUGAAUUUAAGAGACACUUUGUAACGCUGAAUUUUACUCCACCUAGAGAAAUGUAUCCAAACAGGUCACAAACGUGCAGCAACAAAUAACCAUAACGUGAUUUGUGAUGUAGGGGCUGUGUAAAUCAGAGUUGGACUGGGUCACCGGGUCAACUGGCUCACCUGGGUCACUGAAGUAAACUGGGUCACUGGGUC